AUGGGCGACUACGGCGAUGCUGGCAUCGAUGCCUCCAACACAGUCUAUGGCCGCUACAAGGCCUUCUGCUCCGCCCCGCGAUCCGAGAUGGAAAUCAAUGUUCUCGAGUUCAUCCGAAGCAUCCACCCAGACCAGCAUGUCACGUCGGUCAACAGGCGGUAUGCCGACCUUGUAACCUUUGCAAAUGCUGGAAAUGCAGAGGCCCACCUCAUCCGGGAGACGAACGAGGUCAUCAGCUCCCGCAUGUAUGCACCUCCCACCACACGUAUGGAAGGCGGCGAUGGCAAGCUCGGCGAGAACGUUGCUUUCGGCCUCUACAACUACACAUGGAAAGGCAACGAGCUUCAAGUGUACUACGUUUGUUUGCAGACCAACUGUGGCCAAUUUCAGAACUACUUCAUCUUGACACCAAAGGACCAAAUGAACGGCGAGGAACACUCCCCAAUCGCAGAUGAACUCAUCAAAGCCGCUGGCACCUGGUCUUCGCAACCACACGAGGAGAUCUACGUGUUCGAUGGUGGCAACUGGCAGAAAAACCACAAGCUUUGGCAGUCGGUCCAGGGCUCAUCUUGGGACGAUGUGAUCCUGGAUCCAGCGAUGAAGGACACCCUGAUCAAGGACGUGGAAGGGUUCUUCGAUUCUCGCCAGAUCUACGAAGAGUACUCAGUCCCUUGGAAGCGCGGCAUUAUCCUUCACGGCACACCCGGUUGCGGAAAGACCAUCUCCAUCAAGGCUCUGAUGAACUCCUUGCAGACACGCAACGUCGCGAGCAUGUAUGUCAAGUCGUUCGAGGCGCAAGAAGGACAGCAAAACUCGAUCCUGACCAUCUUCCGCCUGGCCCGCAAUAUGGCUCCCUGUAUGCUUAUCUUCGAGGACUUGGACAGUCUUGUCACCGACAAAGUGCGCUCUUAUUUCCUCAAUGAGGUCGAUGGUCUUGAGAACAACGACGGUAUCCUCAUGAUCGGCAGUACCAACCAUCUGGAACGUCUCGACCCAGGAAUUGCAAAGCGCCCAUCUCGUUUCGAUCGCAAGUACCACUACAAGCUGCCCGGUGAGCGAGAGAGGAUCCUAUACUGCGAGUACUGGCGCAAGAAGCUUCAGAAGAACAGCAACGUCGAGUUCCAUGAGGACAUCUCCAAAGUCAUCGCACAACUCACCGAAGGCUUCAGCUUUGCCUACCUCAAGGAGCUCUUCGUCCAAACACUGCUUGCUCUUGUUGGUGGCCGCGCGGAUGUAGAGGACGACGACGACGAUGCCGUCGAGGGUUCGGCUCGCCUCGUCAAGGAAGGCGAGUCACUGGAGAGCACAGAGGAAAAGACAGGCGAGAAGGAAUCGCCGCCGUCGAACAAGAUGCCAGAGGUUGAAAUACCCGACCACUUGAAGGAGAACUCUUUGAUGAGGAUUCUCCACAAGCAGACCAAGGCCCUCUGGAGGGAGAUGGACAACACCGACAGUGAUGAGAUCCACGGCAGGGCCAAGAUCGGAGGCGGUGUUGGGAAGAGGGUAAGGAGAGCUGUGAGGAAUUAG
Messenger RNA from Zasmidium cellare ATCC 36951, 1527 nucleotides. RefSeq lists its product as uncharacterized. Gene Ontology annotation, cellular component: peroxisomal membrane; cytosol. The record is from RefSeq and is a predicted model, not a curated record. Gene Ontology annotation, biological process: protein import into peroxisome matrix. Lineage: Eukaryota; Fungi; Ascomycota; Dothideomycetes; Mycosphaerellales; Mycosphaerellaceae. The coding region runs from base 1 to 1527 and encodes 508 amino acids. Gene Ontology annotation, molecular function: ATP hydrolysis activity; ATP binding. The transcript is spliced from 2 exons.